Molecule: messenger RNA, 896 nt
Organism: Rubroshorea leprosula
Lineage: Eukaryota; Viridiplantae; Streptophyta; Magnoliopsida; Malvales; Dipterocarpaceae
Source: the annotation of a GenBank genome assembly
AAGCCCUGGGUUUUCUCAAACGGCCGAGAAGCAAGUGAUGAUCAUCGCCAUCGACAACAGCGAGCACAGCGCUUACGCAUUGGAGUGGACACUCGAUACCUCUACAAACCUAGGCUCUCAGUUUUCUCAAAUGGCAGAGAAGCAAGUGAUGAUCGUCGUCGUCAAUGAUAGCGAGCAUAACGCCUAUGUGCUGGAGUGGACACUCGAUCACUUCUUCAUUCCUCUAGGUGAUAGUGCCUUGUUCAAUCUUGUCAUCGUUCACGCCAAACCUUUUGCUACUACUGUUGUUGGCCUUCUACUUUUUCUCUCAAACCCAGAUCUGGUGAAAAUCGUCGAAAUGGAGACCGAGGUGCCUCUCGUCGCCACCACCUCCACAGCUGCCUCAUCUCAAGAGAGACAAUACCAUUCAAUCUUUGACCUUCUAGAUGACUUCUUUGACUCAUGGUGCUUACUCUCUCCAUCUCUCUUGACUUCAGUGUUCGAGCCUGAUAACUAGCGAAGAAUAAGGUAUGUUUUAGCUUUAAUUUGUAUUUGGUGUUUUCAAUUGACUUUUGGAUCUCUUUGUGCUGAUUUGAACGAAUUUUAGCUGAGUUAGAGCCUGUUUAUUAGCAAUAUUGUGAUGAGUUUAUUGGGUUUGGUACAUCGAGUACAAUGUUUUGUUUUUGAUUUCUUGUAUGGAUUUGGAGAUGUGAGAUAAUUAUUGAAGUUACGGUUAUAUUUUAUGUGUUUCUCGUGAUUGCUUUUUAGUGUUUGGAAUCAAGACUACCAUUCACUGAUUGUGAAUUUGGGGGAAAGUGAAACCCUAGAAUUUUGCUUCUGAGUUUUGGUGCAUUACUUUACCAUAGAUGACUUUGGAUAGCUUUGUUGCUUAUAUUUAAUAUAAUGGAAUGAUUUGU